Molecule: messenger RNA, 387 nt
Organism: Neoarius graeffei (lesser salmon catfish)
Lineage: Eukaryota; Metazoa; Chordata; Actinopteri; Siluriformes; Ariidae
Gene: fabp10b
Product: fatty acid binding protein 10b, liver basic
Exons: 4
Coding region: 1-387 (128 amino acids)
Biological process (GO): fatty acid transport
Cellular component (GO): nucleus; cytosol
Molecular function (GO): fatty acid binding
Source: RefSeq, a predicted model, not a curated record
AUGGCUGUGGAUUUUAACGGAACAUGGCAGAUGUAUGAGCAGGGAGACCCUGAGGAGUUCCUCAAAGCUGUGUCUGUGCCAUACCUAAUGGGAAAGAUGAUAAGAGAAGUGAAGCCCUUGAUGAUUAUCAAACAAAUUGGUGAUGACUUUGUGGUCUCGGUUAAAACGCCGCUGCGCACAAACACCAACUCAUUCACCAUUGGCAAAGAGAGUGAGUUCACCACCAUGGACGGAGUGAAGACCCGGGCUAUGGCGCAAAUGGUUGAUGGGAAAAUCAUCAUCGAUACAGAAAAAGUCAAACACAUGCGUGAGAUCCAGGGAGAGGAAAUGGUUGAGACUCUGAGAGCUGGCUCUGUGACACUGGUCAGAAGAUACAGGAGGACCUGA